Molecule: messenger RNA, 1797 nt
Organism: Ascochyta rabiei
Lineage: Eukaryota; Fungi; Ascomycota; Dothideomycetes; Pleosporales; Didymellaceae
Exons: 2
Coding region: 1-1797 (598 amino acids)
Biological process (GO): cardiolipin acyl-chain remodeling
Cellular component (GO): mitochondrial inner membrane
Molecular function (GO): A2-type glycerophospholipase activity
Source: RefSeq, a predicted model, not a curated record
AUGCUGCGGCUCUAUCUACGCUCUCGCCCCGCUGUCCGCGGCGCCCUGCACACGACGGCUGGCUUUGGAGGCGCCAGCUACAUCAGCCUGAGCCUGUCGACGCCCAUCAAGAUCGGCGACGGCGACAAGAGCAGCAGCAGCAGCAGCACCACCACCACCAGCAGCACCACCACCACCACCAACACCACCACCACCACCACCACCACCACCAUGGCCGCCCACGAGGACAGCGCCGACGGCGAGCUGCGGGCCAAGACGCAGCAGAGCCCGCUGGCGUCGCAGCGACAGGCCGCCAAGUGGUUUCCGCUGAGUGCGUCCGACGGCUUCUCGCAAUGGUGGGCCGGCCUCUCCCCCAUGGCCACGGAGCACCGCGUCCUCUCCUUCAUCCCCCACCUGCAGAGCCCCCCCACACAUACGCAGACGGGCGCCGCGCCCGCCUCGACCGACCCCAGCGCAGCCCCGCCCCCGCUCGCCGAGGACCACACCACCACCGACGCCCGCACCGACCCGUACGGCCCGCGCCGAUGGAACUCGCAGAUGGUCGAGCUGAGCGGCAAGGGGCGCGCCCUCAACGAGUUCAGCGUCGAGCGCCUCGGCGAGCACGUCGACGAGAACCUGGUCAUGCUGCACGGCUACGGCGCCGGCCUGGGCUUCUUCUACCGCAACUUCGAGGCCCUGUCGCGCGCCGAGGGCUGGAAGGUCUACGCCCUCGACCUGCUCGGCAUGGGCCGCAGCAGCCGCUCGCCCUUCAAGAUCCACGCAACCGACAAGCACGCCAAGAUCGCAGAGGCCGAGUCCUUCUUCGUCGACGCCCUCGAGGAGUGGCGCAUCAAGCGCGGGCUCGACCGCUUCACCCUGCUCGGCCACAGCCUGGGCGGCUACCUCGCCGUCGCCUACGCCCUCAAGUACCCGGGCCACCUGAACAAGCUGAUCCUCGCGAGCCCAGUCGGCAUUCCCGAGGACCCCUACGCCGCCCGCGAGGACACGCCCGACCCAAGCCACUCCACCAUGGUCAAUGAAUUCACCCAGGACGCCUCGGCCACACGCAACGGCGUCCAGCCCUCGACCGCAGACAACAACAACUUGCUCAACCAGGCGAAGAAGAAGCAGGAGAUGCCCAACCAGCCGCCCCGCAGACGCAUGCCCGGCUGGCUGACCUACCUGUGGGAGGCCAACGUCCUAUCUCCCUUUUCCUUUGUCCGCUGGAGCGGCCCGCUCGGCCCCCGCCUGGUCUCAGGCUGGACAAGCCGGCGCUUCUCCCAGCUACCCGAGGAGGAAGCGCAGGCCCUGCACGACUACAGCUACGCCCUGUUCCGGCAGCGCGGCAGCUCCGAGUACGCGCUGGGCUACCUCCUGGCACCCGGCGCCUUUGCCCGCUCGCCCCUCAUCCGCCGCAUCCACGGCGUCGGACGGCAGUGGAUUGGCCCGCACGCCACACCCUCUGUAGACGGCGACGAGGCACCCAAGCCCUCAUCCUCAUCGUCAUCGUCAUCGUCAUCCCCGUCUUCCCCCUCUCAGCCCCCACAGCGGGAAUCCGGCUUCCCCAUCAUCUUCAUGUACGGCGAAAACGACUGGAUGGACGUAGCCGGGGGCCACGCCGCCGUGCAGCGAAUCCACCAAGAACGCGACCGAGUCCUCGCCGGCAAGAGUCGCGAGGAACGCGAGCAGGACCGCGCCAGCGCCAAAGUGGUCAUCAUCGACAAGGCAGGACACCAUGUCUAUCUCGAUGGCUGGGAGCAAUUCAACAACGUCAUGCUGGCGGAGAUGGAGGAUACAAGGGGGAAGGGUAGGGGGUGA